Molecule: messenger RNA, 5196 nt
Organism: Aphis gossypii (cotton aphid)
Lineage: Eukaryota; Metazoa; Arthropoda; Insecta; Hemiptera; Aphididae
Exons: 1
Coding region: 1-5196 (1731 amino acids)
Biological process (GO): DNA integration
Molecular function (GO): nucleic acid binding
Source: RefSeq, a predicted model, not a curated record
AUGAGUCUCGACGAUGUACAGAAGGAUCUAACGGCUUUGAGGAAAAGACGAGGAGUUAUCAAGGGUUCUCUUACUAGAAUGAAGAAGUUUGUAAAUGAUUUUGAAACAAAUGAUCAACAGAUAUCACUUCUGAAGUUCCGUCAAGAUGAGCUCCCGCAAAUCAAUAAAAAGUACGACGACGUUCAAUCCCAAAUUGAGUUGCUAUCUGAGGAAACGGAAGUAGAAGAAAUCGAACGAGAAACCUUUGAAAACGACUAUUUUGACAUACGAUCCAAAAUACAGGAAAUAAUAAAUGUAGGAAGAACGAACAAUUCUACUUCAAAUAGUAGCUCCAGCAACAGUGUACCAUGGACACCAAAUAGAGCACGUCUCCCGCCAAUUACCAUUCCCGAGUUUGACGGAAAUUUACAAAAUUGGGAGUCGUAUUAUGACUGUUUCCGGUCAAUGAUACACGAGGACAGUAGUUACACCGCUAUUCAAAAAUUCUAUUAUCUGCGUGCAGGCCUUUCUGGUCAAGCUCUGGAUCUCGUCAAGUCAGUACCAAUGACAGAUGCAAACUAUGAAGUGGCCGUACAACUUCUAAAGCAAAGGUAUGACAAUAAAGGUUUGGUUAUUCAGUCACACAUUAGAUCACUGCUGGAAGCACCGUAUGUGGAAAAUCCGUCUUCAACUGAGUUACAAGCAUUACAUUCACACAUAGGUACGCACCUUGCAUCGUUAAAGGCUUUGAAGCAACCAACAGAGCAUUGGGAUGCGUGGUUGGUAACCAUUAUUGUCAGUCGUCUGGACAGCGUCACAAGUCAUUCCUGGCAACUGAGUCAACAACACACGUUAUUGCCUAAGUACGAAGAUCUUGAAAGAUUUCUGGCGACCAGAUGUAUUGCCAUUGAGAAUUCGGAAGUGUUGUCUACUUAUACUGGUAAAUUAAACGUGCUUCAACAAUCAAGUAAUGCAAGGAGGAAGACCAAUACAAUUAGUGGAGCAAAAAAGGUAUUAGCGGCGUCAAAAUCAUCCACCGAUGAGGAGUGUGUUUAUUGCACUGGCAUACACCGAUUGUACAUGUGCAAUAAAUUUAAGGACAUUCCGCCCAGUGACAGAGUAAGUUUCGUACGAGAAAAAAGAUUAUGUUACAAUUGCUUAUCACCAUAUCACAAGAUUGAUUCUUGCAAGUCCAGAUUUGUCUGUCAGAAAUGCCGGCGUAGGCAUAAUACUAUCAUACAUCUCGAGCAACAAGAGAAGCUCGAACGAAACAGCGAAGAAGUAUUGCAGCCCAACAGUAGCUCCAAAUCUCCAGAAGAGCUACCCAAGGUUUCAUGCGCUGCACAGUAUGAAAACGCACAUGUUUUCCUUGCCACAGCUAUAGUCUUUGUAACAGACAAUUUUGGGAACAAACGGAAAUGUCGAGUCGUUCUAGAUAGUGGAUCACAAAUAAAUUUCAUUUCUAAGAGAUUAGUCAAUCUGUUACAAUUACCUAGAAAAAGUGCCUCUUUAUUAAUAAGUGGAAUUGGAGCGAAGCAGAGUCACGCAGCAUCGUAUCUAGACAUAAAUGUUCAGUCAAGAACAAAUGACUAUCAAGUAGAACUAUCAUGCUAUGUACUAUCAAACAUGGUCACUGAUCUGGCAGCUUGUGUUGAGCCAAAAGGGGGCUGGAGGCUUCCAGCCGACGUAUUAACAACCCUGGCCGACCCGGAAUUCCACAAACGAAGAAGCGUUGAUCUGUUAAUAGGUGGAGGUACCUUCUUCGACAUACUGUGCGCUGAACGAAGAAUAAUUGACAAGGGCCCUUUGUGUCUCCAGAACAGUAAAUUUGGUUGGAUUGUGACGGGAGAAUUAGGUCUCACUUGUUUACUGGGGAUUAACUCAGUCGGCGAAGGGUUAGAGGAAGAAUGGCAAUCUGAGGAAAAUGAGGAAUCUUCCAAGUACGGACGCCUGUCGAAAGCUAACCAAAGAAGUAUAGAAGAAGAGGAGACAGCGGAAUACUUCAGACAGACAACAAGUCGUGACAUGAAUGGUCGUUUUAUUGUCCACUUACCGAAAAAAGCAAUAGUAAAGAACCUAGGAGGGUCACGGACUAUGGCGACUUCUCGGUUCCUAAGUGUAGAACGAAGAUUACAAGGUGAUGAAAAAUUAAAAACAGAAUAUACCGCAUUUAUGGACGAUUAUAUUAAGAUGGGUCACGCAAGGGAAGUAACCGGAGAAACGAGCAUACCUGAACCGUCGUUCUAUCUUCCACAUCACGCAGUAAUUAAGGCUUCUAGUCUGACCACAAAGGUUCGUGUUGUUUUUGAUGCUUCAGCAAAAAGUUCUUCGGGCUUAUCUUUAAAUGAUGUAUUGAAAUGUGGCCCCACAGUUCAAGAAGACGUUUUUGGAAUCCUAGCCAGGUUCAGGAAGUUUCAAUAUGUGAUAACGUCAGACGUGGAAAAAAUGUUUCGACAGGUACAGGUAGCAAAAGAAGAUUGGAAUUUACAGCGAAUAGUUUGGAGAUCAAAUCCAAAUGAGCUAUUGCGUACAUACCAAUUAACUAAAGUCACAUACGGGACAACUCCAGCAUCAUUCCUAGCCACGCAGUGUUUAGUCUCAUUAGCGGAAGAAGAGAGACAUACAUUUCCCCAGGCAGCUCGUGCCAUCCUCCAUGAUUUUUAUAUGGACGAUUUGAUGACGGGUGCAGAUACUAUAGAAGAAUGCUCCAAACUUCAAAGAGAAAUUAACCUCAUUAUGGACUCUGGAAAAUUACCAUUAAGAAAGUGGUGUUCAAAUUCGUUAUCCAUUAUGAAGCUAAUAGGAAAACGUGAACAUGACCCGUUAUUCUCAUUAGAAAUUGGAGAUCAAGAAACAGUAAAAUCACUAGGUCUUGAAUGGAAACCAUUAGUAGACCAAUUCUUCUUCACUAUAUCGACUGUGACAAGAAAGAAGAGACUAACCAAGAGAAUGCUACUUUCAGAUUUAAACAAGAUUUUUGAUCCGCUUGGCCUAUUAACACCAGUACUUGUAAAGGGCAAAAUAUUUCUCCAGCAGAUGUGGGCAACAAAGAUGGGCUGGGACACCCAACUAUCAGAUGAGAUGCAAAAUAAAUGGAUUGACUUUUAUCAUACACUUGAACAACUAAAGUGCUGUAUCAUACCAAGAAAGGUAAUUCCAGAGAUUAGCGAUCAAGUUGAGAUGCACGGGUUUUGUGAUGCGUCAGAACAAGCAUAUGGCGCCUGCGUGUAUAUCCGUUCAAAGGAUUCCAGCGGAAAAUGGCACUCAAGGCUACUGUGUGCUAAAACUCGUGUAGCACCAUUGAAAGGAGCCACAAUUCCAAGAUUAGAAUUGAACGGUGCACGGUUGCUAGCCGAGCUAGUGAACAAGGUAGCCGAAUCUUGGAUGGUCAGUGUGCGCAUUUUUCGCUUAUGGACUGACUCUAUGAUAGUGCUGAGUUGGUUAAACAGCCAAGGAGUGCGCUUAAAGACUUUCGUGCUGAAUCGAGUGUGUCAAAUCCUGGAAUUGACAGAUAGAUCACAAUGGCAUCAUGUACGUACAGAUAAAAACCCGGCAGACAUAAUAUCACGAGGAAUAACUUCAUCAGAGUUGUUAGUAGCCGAGGAAUGGUGGCAAGGACCUAAAUGGAUGUCAACUGAAGAAGAAAAAUGGUCUCACUCCACUGCCCAAUUAAUUGAAACUGAUCAAAUUCCAGAGCAGCGGCAAUUAAAAAUUGCAUUAGUUACGUGUGAUACUAUCAAUAACAUUUUUAAUGCGCAUUCCAAUUGGAAUACCCUAGUAAGGUCUGUUGCUUGGAUCUUACGUUUCAUUAAGUACAAGAAAGAUAAGAUCAUAGACAGCUCCAAAUUUCUUUCGGUCCUAGAAUUGAAGAACGCGUCGUUAUCAAUAAUAAAACGAGUGCAAGAAGAAGCAUUUCAUGAAGAGAUCAAUAGGAUUAACACUAAUAGAGAAUUACGUCGUGGAAGCAAAAUCCGCAACCUAUGCCCAUUUAUGAAGGCUGGACUGAUCAGAGUUGGUGGCCGUUUAGAGAAUUCCAAUUUAGAUGUAAAUCAAAAACACCCAAUAGUGAUCCCGGCCAAUAACAGAGUGACACGUUUGAUAUUUGAAGAUCGACAUCAAAUGCUCUGUCACUGUGGCCCACAAUCAUUACUAGCGGAAGUAAGAAGAACUUACUGGCCAUUAAGGGGAAGAAUAAUGGCAAGAUCGGUCACAACACGGUGUGUUCAAUGUAUCAAGGCCAAACCAACCUUUUUACAACCGCUAAUGGCACCGCUACCCGAGGAUCGUGUUCAAGGCCACCGCCCAUUUGCCGUGUGUGGAGUGGACUUUGCAGGACCAAUGAUAAUAAAGAGUGGACUUCGGCGCGUGACUGGUUCAAAGGCAUGGAUAGCGGUCUUCGUAUGCUUCUCAACUAGAGCAAUCCACUUGGAACCUGUAGAGGAUCUGUCAAGCAGUGCUUUCUUGGCCUGUUUACGCCGCUUCAUGGCGCGCAGAGGAAAGUGUAGCAAAAUAUACAGCGAUAAUGGCACCAAUUUUGUUGGUGCACAGAAAGAACUUGCUAGCUAUAUAACAGGUAUCGAUGAAAAAAUGGCGAAUGAGGGUAUUGAGUGGAAAUUUAAUCCACCAGCCGCUCCACACUUCGGAGGGCUGUGGGAAAGUGCUGUUAAGACUACAAAAUUUCAUUUAACACGUAUGAUGAAGGAAACACGUCUAACUUUGGGAGAACUAAAUACCCUAUUAUGCCAAGUAGAAGCAUGUAUAAAUUCAAGACCGAUAACACCGCUUAGUAGCAAUCCAUUGGAUUUGGAAGUGUUGACGCCAGCACAUUUCCUAAUCGGUGGACCAUUAUUUCUAGCACCGGAAGUAGAUCUGACUGAGAGAUCUUCAAAUGGAUUACGCCGGUGGAAAUAUGUACAGUAUCUCAUGCAGAGUUUUUGGAAACGGUGGGAAAAGGAAUACCUUCCCCAGUGUCAGGUUCGUGGGAAGUGGGUUACAAACAGCAGACCCUUGGAGAUCAAUGAUAUAGUAAUAAUAAAAGGAGAAAGCACACAUCCUACAAAAUGGAAGCUAGGGAGAAUAACCGAUUUACACCCGGGGAAGGACCAGAUCAUACGAGUCGCUACGGUACGAACAUCAAACGGUACAGAAAUGCGUAGACCUACUGUCAAACUAUGUCGCCUUCCUAUACAAGAAGAAGACAUGGCUGUUGAAAAAUAA